AGAAAAGCAAGUUGCUUAACGAGAAGACGAUCUGACAUGUUCUACUUGCUCGUGGUGAUUGGAGCGAUUUUAUUAUGUGUUUAUUGCGUCCUACAACGAUGCAACCGUAAUUGGAAAAUGCUAAGGGAAUAUCCUGGCGACUAUCGGCUACCCAUCAUCGGAAAUGGCUUACAAUUGGGAUUUGAUUCAGAGAAAUCUUCCGAUAAGAUUUUUAAACUGUGGAAAAAACAUGGGAUGAAAAAUUUUCGCAUGACGGUCGGCAGUGAAGAGUGGUUGCUAGUGACCAAUCCCGAUGAUGUCGCGACCAUCCUGAAUCAUCCAACUCAGUUAUGUAAGCAAGUUGAGAGGAACACAGGAAUGCAACCCCUUUUUGGAAACUCCCUUUCAACUUCUGAAGGUGAACGAUGGCGGUUGAUACGCAAAUUAUUGACGCCGAGUUUUCACUUCAAGACAUUAGAAAAGAAAAUUGACACCGUUAAUCAGCACUGCGACCGAUUAUUUGAACUUUUGGAUGAGCAAGACAAGAUUGACGCCUACAAAUACCUCAAGGCAUUCAUGUUGGAUACAGUUUGUUCUUCCCUGAUGGGCGUUGAUAUGAAAUUCCUAGACAGUAUAGACCAUCCAUACUUCGAGGCUGGUGACACAGCAAUGAAAAUAAUAACGGAAAAUUACUUUUCCUAUUGGAGAAGUCUCCCAUGUCUUAUAACGUUUACAAAAUUAUAUAAGGAAACGCAGCGCAUCGCUAAAAUUCUCGAUGCUAUGAGUAAUGAUGUUAUUGCACAAAGAAGAAAAAAAAUACAAAAACUAAUUGAAUAUGCAGAAAACAAUAAAAACCACGUCAUGGAACACGAUGUCUUAACAGGAAAAGAAUGCUUAUUGGAUAGAUUAAUUUUGAGCAAACUGUACUGCGGUGUUACGCUCACUGAAGAUAUUAUUAGCGAAGAAGUCAAACUUGUAUGUUGGACCGGUCAUCAUACGACUGGAUUAGCGUUGUCCCACGCUCUGUACUUCAUUGCAAAGUUUCCUGAAGUCCAACACAGGGUGUUACAGGAACAAAAAUUAAUUUUUGGUAAUGACAGGUUCAAAAAACCAAAUCAUAAGGAAAUAAAUGAGAUGAAAUAUCUAGAAGCUGUCAUUAAGGAGAGUAUUCGUGUUUUACCAGCGAUCACCAAAAUAUCAAGACAUCUUAAGAAUGACUUACAGCUCAAAGAUGGACGAGUGGUACCAGCCAAUACGACCGUAGUAAUAUUUUUCAAAGGGAUGUACCAAGAUCCAAAGUUAUUAACAGAACCUGAAAAAUAUAAUCCCGACCGGUUCUUCUCACCGAUACAUAAUUACGCAUUUGUUCCGUUUAGCUCAGGACCUCGUAAUUGUAUAGGUUUUCGAUUCGCAUGGGCUGCAAUGAAAGGUUUAAUAUCCAAUAUUAUAAGACGGUAUGAAUUUUCUCUCGCCGGUCCUGGUACAGAACCACAAUUUGUAUAUAGAUUAAUGACGGAGUCAAGUAAUGGUAUACAACUUAAUAUAAAAAGACGUGUUUAUUCGUAAAUUUAAUUAUAUUUAUAAUAAAAAAUAUUUUGUCAAGCGUGUGAUGCAACUUAAGAAUUGUUUUACUGUCCACUAGGACCUCCAAAUUUAAUUAAAACCAAUCUUAUAUCUUUAAACGAGCAAUUCUUGUAUACAUAUAAUUGGAAUCACGGAAUCGGUUCCAAAGAUUUUAAUUCGUUUCGGGGGUGAUAAAUCCAUCUAGCUAGGAAUCAUUUCUAGAAAAUUUUAUUCGUGUUUUAUCAA
Molecule: messenger RNA, 1788 nt
Organism: Pieris rapae (cabbage white)
Lineage: Eukaryota; Metazoa; Arthropoda; Insecta; Lepidoptera; Pieridae
Product: probable cytochrome P450 4s3
Exons: 11
Coding region: 37-1545 (502 amino acids)
Molecular function (GO): monooxygenase activity; oxidoreductase activity, acting on paired donors, with incorporation or reduction of molecular oxygen; iron ion binding
Source: RefSeq, a predicted model, not a curated record